AUGCAUAGAGUAUUUCAAUAAUCAUACUUGGAAACUUCCCUCGCAUGGGCAGCGAUCACAGGUGAAUAUCUAUUCUUAGCUUCGAGUGCAACGAUUGAAGGACCAUAUGUUGCUUUCCGUACAGAUAUCUUCCCGUGAUCGCAAAUGCAGCUGCAAGAUUCCGUUGAUCGAAUGUGUAAUUCCGUAAAGCGAAAUGAGUUCACCCCCCAUCACGGAGAGAUGCAUCUCAAUGAACUAUGGAAGAAUUGUAUCAUAUGCUCCGAAUAUUCUCGCAGCUCACCGAGAUUUCAACAAUGAUUGAGAGACACAAUCGCCAGGCACACGGACUCCGCAACACUGGCCUUGGAGAUGUCAAAGCAGAUGCCUACCGUCAAUUUUCCAUUUCUGUCACACAGAUCAGCAUGGAUUCUCGAACAUCUAGACUCGCCUCCCCAUUCACAAACGAUAGAGCGGAAACGCAGGCGAAUGAACGAACCAGGUCUCCGGCUCCGUCAAAAACACUGCAAGCCAGGAAGACGCCACGACCUGAAUCUGAAACACGGCAACGAGAAAGCCAAUGUCGUACAGUACCUGUCCAGCGCUCUCCGCAUUGAGAGUGGCUGCAUAUCGUUCGGUCGGAUUAGCAUGAAUGAACGCAUGGAUGGCGACAUGUCGUGUCUUGCCUUUCUUCCCAUCCCGUUCUCGUGGAUGUGUGAGACAUUGUCACGGAGAUAUAUGGGUGCAUUUGAGGUGGAUCCAAGGGGGUCAUGUGGCGUUGAGGAAAUAUGGUCCCAUGAAGUGCGGCGCAUGCUGUGCGACGAUGCGGAAGUGGAGAUUUUCUUCUAGGCUGAGACGUGACACUUCAUUUCCAAGGAGCGGUUCGAACGUAGGAACUCUCGCUUCUUUUCGUCGGACGACAUGGUUGUCUACGCUUUAUCGUUAUCAUAUGCAUGAUAUCGAAAGUUGCAGUGAA
Messenger RNA from Aaosphaeria arxii CBS 175.79, 952 nucleotides. RefSeq lists its product as uncharacterized. The record is from RefSeq and is a predicted model, not a curated record. Lineage: Eukaryota; Fungi; Ascomycota; Dothideomycetes; Pleosporales. The coding region runs from base 349 to 825 and encodes 158 amino acids. The transcript has a single exon.